Messenger RNA from Penicillium vulpinum, 3171 nucleotides. RefSeq names its product AMP-dependent synthetase/ligase. Bases 1 to 3171 code for a protein of 1056 amino acids. The record is from RefSeq and is a predicted model, not a curated record. The transcript is spliced from 4 exons. NCBI's taxonomy places the organism in Eukaryota, Fungi, Ascomycota, Eurotiomycetes, Eurotiales, Aspergillaceae.
AUGGGUAUCCAACGUGGAAGCCCGGCAGCACACGCUGGUUCCUCCAGUACUAUCAAUCCUUUGGUGCAGGAGUUCGGAUCCCUUCAAGUCCUCGAUGACUUGAUUCGCUUACGAGCUGCUGAUGUUGUUCAAUGUCCUAUUCUUGCCUAUCCACGUUUCGAUAGUGAUGCAGCUUCCUAUGAGUACUAUACCGGGAAACAGUUGGAUUCCAUGAUAAACCAAGCUGCCAUUAUGCUCAUGGGUGAUGGGUUCAAACAGACAACGCAAAGUUCGUCCAUCGUGGCACUCCUCACGUUGUCAGAUCUUAACAUGGUGACCACCUUUUUUGCCCUAAGUCGACUAGGCUAUACCGUUAUGAUGCUCUCACCAAGACUCUCGGGUGAAGCCUGCGUGUCGUUGCUAGAAACAGUCAACUGCGAUUCAAUCAUAUAUGGCCAAUCCCCCAACAUCCGCUCAACAUUGGGCGAGAUCCUUCGCCGGAGGCUAGUGACCUGCCGCCCAAUGCUUCCAUGUGCUUCGUACGACAAGCUACACUCGCCAUCGCUUGCUGUGCAGCGCAAUAGAAAUCCUGACAGAACCGCUCUAAUUCUUCAUUCCUCGGGAUCAACAGGCACCCCAAAGCCGCUCUUCCUCACACACAGAGCAAUCAUGACUCACCCACUGAGAGGUCCUGGUUUCACUUCAUUUAAUACCCUGCCAUGGUAUCACCUCCAUGGGCUGUCCACCGCAUUGCAGGCAAUGUGGAUGAGAAAGACAGCAUAUAUGUGGAAUGCCACACUACCUUUGACUGCAGAGCUUGUUGCCAGCGCCCUCGAAGAAGCAAAACCAGAGUCUGUGGCAGCGGUUCCAUAUAUGCUCCAGAUUUUGAUUGAUGACCCCCGCGGCAUCACAGCCCUAAGGCAAUGCAAGUUGGUUACCUACGGAGGUGCUCCCUGUCCCGACGAGCUGGGCGAUCGCCUAGUAAGCGAAGGAGUACAUUUCGGAGGUUCAUUCGGCCUCACCGAGGCUGGCCUCGUUGCCGAAUCAAUCUCACGACCAAAGGGUGACCCUUAUUGGAAUUAUCUGAAAUUCUUCGACAAUAUCCGAUCAUAUGUCUGGAUGAAGCCCAUACCUGAAUCAGAGUCACUUUUUGAGUGCGUUUAUCUUGCUGGCCAUCCAGCACUAACAACCUCGAAUUCAAAUGAGCCGCCAGGGUCCUUCCAUUCGAAAGACGUAUUCAUCCCUCAUCCUACUAUUUCGGAAAGGUGGAAAUAUAUCUCGCGAUUGGACGAUCGAAUCAAUCUAGUGAAUGGUGAAAAGGUUUUACCACUCCCGAUUGAAGGUCACAUCAAACAACACCCUUUUAUCCAUGAUGCAGUUGUCGUCGGGGUAGGCAAAGCUGCCCCAGGACUAUUGAUUUUGCGAGCGGACGAACCUGAAGCCAACCGUCUCUCAGAUGAUGAAUACCUCCACGCAAUCUGGCCGACGAUCCAAGAAGCCAAUUCUCAGGCAGAGAGUUUCUCUCAAAUAGCUCGCAAUCUGGUUGCUAUUUUGCCAUAUGACGCCAGGUUUGCUCGGACGGACAAAGGAUCCAUGAUCCGAGCCCAGGUCUAUCAAGAAUAUGCCGAACUCAUCGAAGGUCUUUAUGCCGAGAAGGAACAGAUCCAUGGCAAUCUUCAGCUUAACGUUGUGGAGACAGAGCGCAUUCUUCUUCUACUAGCUCAGCAAGAACUUGGGAUACCUAUCUCUGGUGUUGACGCCAAUUUCUUCUCCGAGGGUGUUGAUAGCCUCAUGGCAAUCCAUUUCCGACGUCUGAUUCUCCAGAAUUUCAAGUUUGAAAAGAGCCAGAUUCCUGGUCCGAAUGUCAUAUUUGAAGCCGGCUGUAUAUCACAGUUGGCUCGACAAAUCUAUGCUUUACAAAAGGGGGAGAUGUUUGAAGAUACAAAGAGCGAUGUAUCUGUGAUGGCUGGAUUGGUCGAGAGGUACUCCGUAUUUACGAGGCACAUUCCCCAGCCACAUGCUUUCUCGGGGCCGAAGAGUGUGCUCUUAACAGGAGCCACCGGAUCAAUCGGUGUCCAUGUCUUGUACGAGCUGCUCAACGAUGACUCCAUAUCCACGGUGUACUGUCUCACGCGCCGAGAAUCACCACUGGAAGCAGUACUCAGCACUCUAGCCGACAAAGACCUUUUCAUAUCCCCCGAACAGAUAACAAAGAUCGUCGCCUUGAACAGCCGUAUCGAUCAGCCCAAUUUUGGUCUAUCUCUGGAUGAAAGUACAAUCACACACAUGCUCGACACGGUCUCACUCAUUAUUCACACAGCAUGGCCUGUGAACUUCAAUCUCCCCCUGACCGAGUUCGAGCCACACAUUCAGGGACUAUACAAUCUGAUUCAAUUCUCUUUAUCUGUGCAGAGACGCGAGCCUGCUAUCAUGAUGUUCUGCUCGUCAGUCUCGACUGCUCUCGCAUCUCGAUCAACCGAGAUCCUCGAAGAAUCCGUUGACUUGGACUGCGCCUUUAUGGGCUACGGGCAGUCGAAGUUGGUUGGGGAGCGGAUUGUCAGUAAUGCACGACGCAGUGGAGCAAGGGCUUAUUCUCUUCGAAUUGGCCAGGUCUCUGGUCACUCGAAGAAGGGCCUCUGGAAUGACUCCGAAGCUCUGCCGUUGAUGAUCCGGUCAGCACUUACAUUGGGUGUACUACCUCAGCUAUCGCAGACAUGUUCUUGGCUGCCGGUGGAUAAACUCGCAUGUACUAUUCUUGAACUAGCCAGCACUUGUGCUUCCCCGAUUGUGUUUGGGGAAGCUCAGGCGUCCAGCUCGGCUGCAGUUGAGUAUGUUGAUGACUCGAUUUUCAAUUUGUGUAAUUCUCGCGAAUUCACUUGGUUGUCUUUGCUUUACAAGCUAAAGGAUUCUGGUUUCAGUUUUGACAUUGUGCCCUUUGAAGAGUGGUUGGUGAGACUUCGGAUGAGUGAGGCGAGGGGCGAGGAACAGGUCAAUCCGGCAGUCAAACUCAUUCAUCAUUAUGAGACUAUGCAUGGGAAGAAAUCAUUUUCUUUGCAGAACGAGGCAAAAGUUUUCAAUACAGAGAAAGCAGAGAGGAGUAGUUUGACGUUACGAAAUGGCCGAUUGGGAAUUAUUGAAGACGGAAUUUUGGAGUGCUAUGCUCAAGAUUGGUUGGCGAGAUGGACCUCCUAG